Molecule: messenger RNA, 1125 nt
Organism: Neomonachus schauinslandi (Hawaiian monk seal)
Lineage: Eukaryota; Metazoa; Chordata; Mammalia; Carnivora; Phocidae
Gene: KCNK9
Product: potassium two pore domain channel subfamily K member 9
Exons: 2
Coding region: 1-1125 (374 amino acids)
Biological process (GO): potassium ion transmembrane transport; stabilization of membrane potential
Cellular component (GO): membrane
Molecular function (GO): potassium ion leak channel activity
Source: RefSeq, a predicted model, not a curated record
AUGAAGAGGCAGAACGUGCGGACUCUGUCCCUCAUCGUCUGCACCUUCACCUACCUGCUGGUGGGCGCCGCCGUCUUCGACGCCCUCGAGUCGGACCACGAGAUGCGCGAGGAGGAGAAACUCAAAGCCGAGGAGAUCCGGAUCAAGGGGAAGUACAACAUCAGCGCCGAGGACUACCGGCAGCUGGAGCUGGUGAUCCUGCAGUCGGAGCCGCACCGCGCCGGCGUCCAGUGGAAAUUCGCCGGCUCCUUCUACUUUGCCAUCACGGUCAUCACCACCAUAGGUUAUGGGCACGCUGCCCCUGGCACCGACGCGGGCAAGGCCUUCUGCAUGUUCUACGCCGUGCUGGGCAUCCCGCUGACGCUGGUCAUGUUCCAGAGCCUGGGCGAGCGGAUGAACACCUUUGUGCGCUACCUGCUGAAGCGCAUCAAGAAGUGUUGUGGGAUGCGCAACACGGAGGUGUCCAUGGAGAACAUGGUAACCGUGGGCUUCUUCUCCUGCAUGGGGACGCUGUGCAUCGGGGCGGCUGCUUUCUCCCAGUGCGAAGAGUGGAGCUUCUUCCACGCCUAUUACUACUGCUUCAUCACGUUGACUACCAUUGGGUUCGGGGACUAUGUGGCCCUGCAGACCAAGGGCGCCCUGCAGAAGAAGCCGCUCUAUGUGGCCUUUAGCUUUAUGUAUAUCCUGGUGGGGCUGACAGUCAUCGGGGCCUUCCUCAACCUGGUGGUCCUCAGGUUCUUGACCAUGAACAGCGAGGACGAGCGGCGGGACGCUGAGGAGAGGGCGUCGCUGGCCGGAAACCGCAACAGCAUGGUCAUCCACAUCCCCGAUGAGGCGCGGCAGGGCCGGCCCCGGUACAAGGCGGACAUGCCGGACCUGCAGUCUGUGUGCUCCUGCACCUGCUACCGCCCGCAGGAGUACGGAGGCCGCCCGGCCGCGCAGCAGAACUCCUUCAGCGCCAAGCUCGCCCCCCACUACUUCCACUCCAUCUCGUACAAGAUCGAGGAGAUCUCACCAAGCACAUUGAAAAACAGCCUCUUCCCCUCCCCCAUCAGCUCCAUUUCUCCUGGGUUACAUAGCUUUACCGACAACCACAGGCUGAUGAGGCGGCGGAAGUCCAUUUAG